CCCUCCCUCCCUCUCUGCUCCUCUUGUCUGACGCACCACUGCCCCCUUUCUUUCUCUCUCUCACUAACUUGUGAGCUUGGUGGUGCCUGAUACUGCAAGCAAAGCAAACACCCCACACUUGCUUGAAAGCUUAAAGGCUUCAUCUUCAUCCUUGAAGCCAUGGAAGUAGUCAUUACCAGUUGAUGACAGUUAUGAUCAUCUGCAUUGUCUCAUGGAGUUUUGUCUUUGAAGAAGUGGGAGCAAACUCUCUCUAGACUACUUCACUGUGUUUGUCUUUGUGUUCUUCUUUGCUUGCUGUUGUCUUGUGUCUUCAAUAUCUCCAAAUUAAGAAAGUAACUGUUCAUCAAAACAGUUUGCUAGAGCUUCCUUUUCUCUUUAAAAUCUUCAUCCCAUUUUCCUUCAAUCUUCUCCUCCUCCUCCUUCUUCUUAUAUUUUUAUAAUAUAUAUAUAGGAAUAGUUUUUCAUUUCAUGAGUUGUUGUCCUUUCUCAAGACUACUUUUUGGUCUGAAUAAACAAAGGGACUAGCUAGCACAAAGAUAGAGAGAGAGAGAGAGAGAGAGAGAGAGAGAGAAAGCAUGGAUCUUUCUGGUCAUGAAGGGGAUAUCCCCAUCCCAAUCCCCAUAAGCAGCACUUAUGGAGGUGGAGGAGUUCAGAACCUUCAAGACAACAAUAACAACAACAGCAACAACAAUAACAAUGGACCUCUCCCACUCACCAUUGAAGAGCAGCAGCAUCAUCAUCAUCAUCAUCACCAAAACAAGAAAGGAGUGGUAGUGAAGUACAGAGAGUGUCUAAAGAACCAUGCAGCUUCCAUAGGAGGGAAUGCCACUGAUGGAUGUGGAGAAUUCAUGCCAAGUGGAGAAGAAGGCACCAUUGAAGCACUCAAAUGCUCAGCUUGCAACUGCCACAGAAACUUCCAUAGAAAAGAGAUUGAAGGUGAGCUCCCUCCUUCUUCCUCCUGUGAAUGCUACCACCAUUACAGAUCAAUGAAAGUUGUGAACCAUCACCCCCAUCACCAGCAGCACCACAAAGGUGUUCUCAUCCCAAGACCUUCUCCACAUCAAAUGAUCAUGCCCUUAGGAGCUGUUGUUCAAACCUCUGAGUCUGAUGACAUGGAAGGUGUUCUUGCAAGACCUCCAAUUGUCAAAAAAAGGUUCAGAACCAAGUUCACUCCAGAGCAGAAGGAGAAGAUGCUCAGUUUUGCUGAAAAGGUUGGAUGGAGGCUUCAGAAGCAGGAGGAGAGUGUGGUGCAGCAGUUCUGUCAGGAGAUUGGUGUCAAGAGGAGAGUUCUUAAGGUUUGGAUGCACAAUAACAAGCACAAUUUGGCCAAGAAAUUGGCUCCUCUUCAGCUCCAGUGAUCACCUUCUCAUCUUCAUCUUCUUCUUCUUCUUCUUCACUGUUCAUCUUUCUUUCUUGCUUUUUUACUGUGUUUUUCUUCUAAGUUUUUAUAUAUUCUUGUACUUUUAGUAGUUGUAGUAGUUCUAGUAGUAGUAGUAGUAGUAACCAGUGU
Dioscorea cayenensis subsp. rotundata (Guinea yam) is the source of this 1510-nucleotide messenger RNA. RefSeq names its product zinc-finger homeodomain protein 4-like. Gene Ontology annotation, molecular function: DNA-binding transcription factor activity; transcription cis-regulatory region binding. Bases 576 to 1358 code for a protein of 260 amino acids. Gene Ontology annotation, cellular component: nucleus. The record is from RefSeq and is a predicted model, not a curated record. NCBI's taxonomy places the organism in Eukaryota, Viridiplantae, Streptophyta, Magnoliopsida, Dioscoreales, Dioscoreaceae. Gene Ontology annotation, biological process: regulation of DNA-templated transcription; regulation of developmental process. The transcript is spliced from 3 exons.